UCUAUCUGCCUCUUGAUUAAUAUCCACGAUAGCUAUCUUUACUCGAGGAGGUUGCAGCGUGUUCCUUCAGAACCAUGGCGUCAGGCGAACCAAGAGCGAAGAAACUCCGACUGUCAGAUGAGAAAAAGGAGAAGAAAACCCCAGAAAAGAAAACCCCAGAAAAGAAGACCCCAGAAAAGAAGACCCCAGAGAAAACUUCAGAGAGUUCAAGGAAAACCCCGACCAAACUCGGCCCUAAUUCUCUGUUCGGGAUGGGGAACCCCCUGCUGGACAUCUCAGCCGUCGUGGACAAGGACUUCCUGGAAAAGUACGGUCUGAAGCCCAAUGACCAGAUCCUGGCCGAGGACAAGCAUAAAGCAUUGUUUGAAGAGAUUGUCAAAAAGUUUAAAGUAGAGUACCAUGCCGGAGGAGCUACACAGAACUCUAUAAAAAUCGCCCAGUGGAUGAUCCAGGAGCCCCACAAGGUGUGUACGUUCUUCGGCUGUAUCGGUGAGGAUAAGUUUGGGGAGAUUUUGAAGCAGAAGGCAGAGGAGGCCCACGUGGACGCCCACUACUAUGAGCAAACAGAGGAGGCUACAGGGACCUGCGCCGCAUGCAUCACCGGAGACAACAGGUCUCUGGUAGCUAACCUAGCGGCUGCUAACUGUUAUAAGAAGGACAAACAUCUGGACUUGAAGGAGAACUGGAAACUGGUGGAAAAAGCCAAAGUUUACUAUAUCGCUGGUUUCUUCCUGACGGUGUCUCUGGAGUCCAUACUGAAAGUGGCCAAACACGCUUCUGAGAACAACAAGCUGUUCUCUCUGAACCUCUCCGCUCCCUUCAUCUCCCAGUUCUUCAAAGACGCCCUCAUGGAGGUCAUGCCCUAUGUGGAUGUGCUGUUCGGCAACGAGACGGAGGCGGCCACAUUUUCAAAAGAGCAAGGCUUUCAGACCGAGGACAUCGAGGAGAUUGCCAAGAAGGCCGAGGCUCUGCCCAAAGUCAACAAGAAGAGACCGAGAAUCGUUGUCUUUACUCAGGGGAAGGACGGAACCAUCAUGGCCAAAGGAGGUGACAAGGUGGAGACGUUCCCAGUGCUGAAGAUUGACCAGAAGGACAUUGUGGACACAAAUGGAGCCGGAGAUGCCUUUGUAGGAGGAUUCCUGUCAGAGCUGGUCCAGGACAAGGACUUGGAACAGUGUGUGAAAGCAGGACACUACGCUGCCAACAUCAUCAUCAGACGAGCAGGAUGCACCUUCCCCGAAAAACCAGACUUCCACUGAUGACCUGUAACCUUAAUUACUGACCGCUUACCCCUACCCCUAACCCAUCCACCCUUACCUCUGACCCUUACCUUCCAACUUAACGAAACCAGGCCCCCCCCCUGUCCUUUUUUUUCUUUCAACCAUGCUUUCAUCCAAUCCAUCCAUAUAUCUGUCAUUGCUUUCAUCCCUUCUUCCCUUGUCUUUCUGCAACCAGACUUCUGUGCCUAUUCUUCUUGUCCUACGCUAGGGGAUGCUCUCGGGCCACACUGCCUGAUACAGCAGUAUCUGUAUCUACUGAUGUUCAACUGCCCUCCGUCAUGACUCUGCGGAAGUCUACUGCCCUCUGUAAACACAGUUAGACUGAAGGUACUAACGUAAUCCUGCCGAUUCACAGUUAACUAUCAGCCUCUCAAUAAACGGUCAUGUUUACACACACAGCAGGACGCUGCUGGAAACCGACUGCUGUCCAGUCUUCUCCUUGGAGACCGAGCUAAAGCCAAGUUAGUGAGUCGGGAUUAGGUAACAGGUUAGGGACAUGGUUGAUGAGUUAGUUACGGAUGGGUGGGUGGAAUACCGUGAUUUGAUGCAGGAAGUUUCUGUUGAGAAGGUUGAAGAUGAUAUCUAGGAGAACACCUCUAUCAGAGAUAUUAAGAACACUGCACAUAGAAAUUAGAUAGGAAGUGUCAUUGUGAUUUAGAUUUCAUCAUUGAUUUCAUUGAUUGAUGUUUUAUUAUGACUGGAGGCUUAUUGAAGCGGAGAAGUGUUGUUGCAGGGCAGUGUUGCUGUAAAACCAAACAGAUUCCUUAACCUUAAAGCGCACAGUAAAAGUGUAAAGUGCUCUGUACACUUUGUAAAUGUGUAAAGGCCUCUGUGUACUUUGUAAACGUGUCAAAGCCUCUUGAGUCAUUAGUGAUUUUUAUGGCUGUUUUACAAAUGAUUCAUAUUUAAAUAAUACAUUUUAACGUGAUGCUGGUGUAGCCUGUAGAUAUAGGCUAAUAAACACAUUUCAGUUGGUCUAAAACAAAAUAUAAUAGGCUUUUUAUAAUUUUAUAAACAGCCUGUGUUAUACGUCUCAUAACAGUCUAGGAACCUUUGUGCAAAUCUUUAGUUUGUAAAAGGGGAACUUGGUCUGCAGGGGCUGUGAGGCUUAGGUCAGAAGUAAGCACCUCUCAUGUGUAUGGUUGUUGAUAUCAUUGAGUCUGCGUGUGGUAUUGUGACUUGCUGCUUCUACAGAAUACUUCACUCAUUGUCCAUUGACACUGGCUAGCGAUCAUUUUUUAAAUAAAAUUACUGUUAUGAUUCAGGAAAGGAU
This is a messenger RNA of Salvelinus fontinalis (brook trout), 2553 nucleotides long. Its product is annotated as adenosine kinase-like. Bases 75 to 1259 code for a protein of 394 amino acids. Gene Ontology annotation, biological process: purine ribonucleoside salvage. The record is from RefSeq and is a predicted model, not a curated record. NCBI's taxonomy places the organism in Eukaryota, Metazoa, Chordata, Actinopteri, Salmoniformes, Salmonidae. Gene Ontology annotation, cellular component: nucleus; cytosol. Gene Ontology annotation, molecular function: adenosine kinase activity. The transcript is spliced from 11 exons.